AUGUUCAACUUGAUGGGAGGUGGGCUGUUGUGUGCAGCCUCUGGCCUGGUCCUCCUCAUCGUUGCCACGGCGACAGACUUCUGGAUGCAGUACCGCUACUCAGGCAACCUCAGCAACCAAGGCCUCUGGCGGUUCUGUGUGGGGAACAAGUGCCACCCCCACACCAUCACACUCGCAUUCUGGGAUGCCACCAGAGCCUUCAUGCUCCUCUCCAUCCUCUCCUCCUUCGCCGGGAUCAUAUUGGGGCUGACCAGCUACUCCAGUAGUGCCCGAUCCACACGCACUCGCUCUGCAGGAAUCACGCUCUUGAUCGCAGGACUCUUUGCUUUGCUGGGUAUCUCGGUGUAUACGGGAGUGACAGUGAGUUUCUACGGAAAGCGUUACGCCGAAUGGAGGUUCUCCUGGUCCUACAUUCUGGGAUGGAUCGCUGUCAUCCUCACCAUCUCGGCAGGUGUGUUCCACAUUUGCGCUGUCCCCAGGAACUCAUCCUCAGACGGCCCUGACGUGGCAAGUGGUUGA
Zootoca vivipara (common lizard) is the source of this 519-nucleotide messenger RNA. RefSeq names its product lens fiber membrane intrinsic protein-like. Gene Ontology annotation, molecular function: structural constituent of eye lens. Gene Ontology annotation, cellular component: plasma membrane. NCBI's taxonomy places the organism in Eukaryota, Metazoa, Chordata, Lepidosauria, Squamata, Lacertidae. The record is from RefSeq and is a predicted model, not a curated record.